AUGGCCGAACCCCUCCAGAAGAAGCGCCUCCUGCGCAUGACGGUGGCGCACUAUCGCCAGCCUAACGUCAGUGAAGACGAGUUUUAUCAAUGGGUGACCGAACAGCAUGCCGCCCGGGCGGCCAAGCUACAUGCUAAGAAUGGGAUCGAGGGAUUUUCUAUCUUCUUCGCCCCCAAGUCGUUUCGUGACUUCACAUCAGAACUCAACAACGCGCGCGGGACCCCAUGGCGGGUUCGAGACUUUGACGCGCAAGUCGAGUUCUUGUUCCGGGACAUGGAAACGUUCUACAAGGGGGCAGCAGAUGCGGAUUUUCAGGCGCUACAGGCAGAGGAGGGGCCCUAUAUCAGCACCGAGGGUGCAGAAAUCAGUCUUGGCUGGGUUGUGUAA
This is a messenger RNA of Aspergillus viridinutans, 387 nucleotides long. RefSeq names its product EthD domain-containing protein. The transcript is spliced from 2 exons. The coding region runs from base 1 to 387 and encodes 128 amino acids. Lineage: Eukaryota; Fungi; Ascomycota; Eurotiomycetes; Eurotiales; Aspergillaceae. Gene Ontology annotation, molecular function: oxidoreductase activity. The record is from RefSeq and is a predicted model, not a curated record.